Molecule: messenger RNA, 3584 nt
Organism: Lotus japonicus
Lineage: Eukaryota; Viridiplantae; Streptophyta; Magnoliopsida; Fabales; Fabaceae
Product: protein unc-13 homolog
Exons: 5
Coding region: 172-3234 (1020 amino acids)
Source: RefSeq, a predicted model, not a curated record
GCCACCACCUCACCAUGCAACAACGCAACAUCCUCCUUCCUUUUAAGACCAAUAUAAUGCACUUGUUUCUCCUUCACUCUUUCCCCGGCCCCGAGACAUUUUUUAACAAUAACCAACGCCACCACCAGUCCCGCCACCGUUGCCGCCACCUUCCGCCAGACCCACCACCGCAUGGGUCAUCACAGCCGCCGCGAGUCCUACCCUGGCACGUCAUCGUCCCGCGUUGACUACUAUCUCCACACCGGCUCGCGCCGUCUCGAUGCGGUGCCCGCCGGUGAGGAUCUCCCGUGGCCGUUCCAGAAGCUGGACGGCCUCGGCGCUGACGAGGUCAGGGAGACCGCGUAUGAGAUAUUCUUCACCUCGUGCCGGUCUGCGCCGGGGUUCGGCGGCCGUAACGCGCUCACGUUUUACUCCAACCACGACGGCAAUGGCGGCGGCAGCGAUGGGGGGAAGCCGAACCAGGUGGUGACGAAACCGACCAGCAGGGUCAAGAAGGCGUUGGGGUUGAAGAUGAUCAAGAGGUCGCCGUCGCGGAGGAUGGCCAGCGCCAGCGUGGUUUCCACGCCGUCGUCUCCGGUGGCCGGAGCUGCCAGCCCAAUAUCGCACACCGUGCCUCUGCCUUUCCGGCCCCGCCGUCCCAUGACCGCCGCGGAGAUCAUGAGACAGCAGAUGAGGGUCACGGAGCACGACGAUAACCGGCUGCGCAAGACCCUCAUGAGAACCCUUGUUGGCCAAAUGGGAAGGCGAGCAGACACUAUAAUUCUACCAUUGGAACUGCUGCGCCAUCUAAAGCCUUCAGAAUUCAGUGAUUCCCAAGAGUACCACAAUUGGCAGAAGAGACAGCUCAAGAUUCUUGAAGCAGGGCUUCUCCUGAACCCAUCAAUCCCUUUAGAUAAGAGCAACACAUUCGCCACGCGCCUCAGGGACAUUAUAACCAGUUCUGAGUCCAAACCAAUUGACAUUGGCAAAAACUCAGACACCAUGAGGACACUUUGCAAUUCUGUGGUUUCCUUGUCAUGGAGAAGCCACAAUGGCACUCCCACUGAUGUAUGCCACUGGGCUGAUGGAUUCCCUUUCAACAUUCACCUCUACACUUCCCUUCUUCAGUCGAUAUUUGACAUCAGGGAUGACACAUUAGUCCUUGGUGAAGUUGAUGAGCUUCUUGAACUGAUGAAGAAAACAUGGACAACAUUGGGGAUCACAUUGCCAAUUCACAAUGUGUGCUUCACCUGGGUGCUGUUUCAGCAGUACAUAGCAACUGGGCAGAUAGAGCCUGACCUUCUUUGUGCCUCACAUGCCAUGUUGGGUGAGGUAGCAAAUGAUGCUAAGAGAGAAAAGGAGUCUUUGUAUGUUAAGAUUCUGUCAUCAGUGCUGACCUCAAUGCAGAGUUGGGCUGAGAGGAGGUUGCUUAGUUACCAUGACUAUUUCCUCAGAGGGAAUGUUGGCCAAAUUGAAAGCCUUCUUCCUUUGGUGUUGUUAGCCUCAAGAAUUUCUGGUGAAGAUCUUUCAAUCACAGAUGGUGAAAAGGGAGAGAAAGGAGACAUAACUAUAGUGGAUUCAUCCGGUGACCGGGUUGAUAAUUACAUUCGUUCUUCCCUCAAAAAUGCAUUUGACAAGGUAUUAGAGGCAGUGAACUCCAAGUCUGCUGCGUUUGAAAGAAACAAAGAGUUGAGUGAAGUCCUGCUUCAAUUAGCUCAGGAAACUGAAGUUUUGGUGAUGAAGGAAAGGCAUCAUUUUAGUCCAAUUCUGAAGAAAUGGCACUCAACUGCAGGUGCAGUUGCAGCCAUAACGCUUCACAAUUGCUAUGGGCAAGUGCUGAGGCAGUACAUAGGUGAAGUGACCUCACUCACAACAGAAUCAGUUCAGGUAUUGCAGAGAGCUGGGAAGCUAGAAAAGCUGAUUGUCCAAAUUGUGGUUGAAGACUCCACCGAGUGUGAGGAUGGUGGCAAAAAUGUUGUGAGAGAGAUGGCUCCAUUUGAUGUUGAUUCUGUCAUAUUGAGUCUUCUGGGAAAAUGGAUUGAUGAAUCAUUGAACAAAGGCAAAGAGUGUCUGCAAAGGGCAAAAGAGACUGAAACAUGGAAUCCAAAGUCCAAAACAGAGCCAUAUGCACAAUCAGCUGCGGAGCUGAUGAAAUUGGCCACUACAACUGCAGAAGAAUUCUUCCAAGUUCCAAUAGCAAUUACAGAAGAUUUAGUUCAAGAUCUUGCUGAUGGAUUGGAAAACCUCUUCCUGGACUACAUGAAGUUUGUUGCAGCAUGUGGUUCAAGACAGAGUUACAUUCCCAUGCUUCCCCCACUAACCAGAUGCAACCGUGACUCAAAGUUCACCAAGCUGUGGAAGAAAGCUGCUCCAUGUGGCGCUAAUUUUCAAGACCUGCAUCACAUGAAGGGGGCAUUUGAAGGCCACCAUCCUUGGUCCUCAACUAGCCGCGGAACGCAACGCCUCUACGUUCGUCUCAACACCUUGCACUACCUCCUCACUCACAUCCACUCCCUUGAAAAAUCGAUCUCCAUGAACCCGGGCAUUGUCCCUUCAAACCGCCUCCGCUUCGCAAACAACCGCAGGGCUCAAAGCAAUUCCUACUUCGAAAGUGUCAACCUCUCCAUUCUAGCAGCAUGCCAACAUGUCUCAGAAGUUGCAGCAUACCGUCUCAUAUUCCUUGACUCAAGCUUUGUCUUCUACGACAGCCUCUAUGUCGGUCGUGUUCAAAGGGGUCAGAUUAAGCCUGCACUGAAAGUCCUCAAGCAGAAUCUCUCACUGAUGACCACAAUUCUAACAGAUAGAGCUCAACCAUUGGCAAUGAAGGAAGUCAUGAAGGCCUCUUUUGAUGCACUCCUCAUGGUCUUGCUUGCCGGUGGACAUUCCCGCAUGUUCCACCGGUCGGAUCACGAGAUAAUCUAUGAAGAUUUUGAGCACCUGAAGCGGGUUUUCAGCAACUGUGUGGAUGGGUUGAUUGCAGAUAAUGUGGUGGAUGGUGAGGCUGCAGUGGUGGAGGGAGUUAUUGCAUUAAUGGGGCAAAACACUGAGCAGUUGAUGGAGGAUUUCAGCAUUGUCACAUGUGAAUCAAGUGGGAUUGGCAUCAUGGGUAAUGGACAGAAAUUGCCAAUGCCUCCUACUACAGGGAAGUGGAAUAGAGCAGACCCUAACACAAUAUUGAGGGUGCUUUGCUAUAGAAAUGACAGAGCUGCCGAUCAGUUCUUAAAGAGAACAUUCCAAUUAGCAAAGAGGAGAUGAAUAUAACUGAGAAGGAUGGUAUUGCGUGUCUUGGUAAAGUUGAAGUCAGGAGAUCCAAAUUGGCAAAUGCAUUUCUGCUAUAUAUAAUUCCUGUCUUCUAAGUUCUAACAUGGAUGAACUUGUGUAAAUGUGGGGAGGGAAGGGGUUGUAAUUUUUUCAUGUUUUGGAUAUUGGAGGUGCAAGCACAUGGGUAGGGAAGGGGGAGGGUGAUAUUUGACUUGUAUUUCAAAGCACAUUAGUUUUGGAAUUGAGCCUUAAAAAGGCAAUAAGAAAUGUUUUGUUUUCAUCAUUGGGCAUUUUAUAUUGUAGGCUGCAAAAUACAUGGUCAUUUGAUCCAAUAAUGAUACUUA